Paramecium octaurelia is the source of this 815-nucleotide messenger RNA. The record is from the annotation of a GenBank genome assembly. NCBI's taxonomy places the organism in Eukaryota, Ciliophora, Oligohymenophorea, Peniculida, Parameciidae.
AUGAUUAGCCCCUUUUUGAAAGUUUAAAUGUUUUGAAUGAUGAUAAAUUAAAGUAAGCACUUGGAUAGAUUAAAGCAUAUGAAAAAAAUUUUAUUGAUUAAACGGAAAAAUAAAACAUCCUUUAAAGAACCUAAAUAAAAGAACAACUCAAUCCUAAACUCUUGACUGAUGAUGAUAUCGAAAAGAAUGUUCUGGUGAAAAAUUAAAGUUUAUUAUGCAAAAUAAGUAGCAAAAAAAAAUCUAUCGAUAAAAAAAUAAGGGAGCUAACCUUAACACUUGAGCCUCCUAAAAAUGAAGCUGAUUCUACUAAUUUACUUUCUCAACUCUAUCUUUCUGAAAGACAUAGAAGACAAAAGACUGAAUAACAAAUUGUUUCAAUCUCAAAAAAAACUCCUUUAAUGAAGAAAAGAUCAUUUGAAACUAGAAUUAGAUGUGUAAAUACUACACAGCCUCAAGACAUACCAAAAUUAAAUGUUUUUAUAUGCACAGUUAUUACUAAAUUGUUUAAAAAUUAAUAAUUAAAGACAGAAAAAACUGAAGAGGACUUGUUAAAUUAUAAAUUACAAAAAUCUAACUAUAAUGAAAUAAAGAAGAACCUUGAAAUUCUUUAAGAUAGUCCAAGAUUAGUCUAAAAAAAGACUGGAAGUGAAACUACAUUAAGCAAAAGAAUUCACUCUACUACAUCAAGAUAGUAAACUAGUCCAGUUACAUCGAGAUUCAAAUAGAUUGACAAAAUUACUCCAAUUUCAUUUAAGACUUAGCUCCCAUUUGUGCUAUAAAAUAAAUACUUUGGUUUAACCUCUAAAGAACAAUGA